Messenger RNA from Papilio xuthus (Asian swallowtail), 668 nucleotides. RefSeq lists its product as uncharacterized. NCBI's taxonomy places the organism in Eukaryota, Metazoa, Arthropoda, Insecta, Lepidoptera, Papilionidae. The transcript has 2 exons. Bases 102 to 668 code for a protein of 188 amino acids. The record is from RefSeq and is a predicted model, not a curated record.
UUUACUCUCAGGAUUUGAUCGGUGUGAACUAUUCCUUUGACGUUGACUUCGAAAGGAUCUUUAAUAAGAAAUUCUGUAAUAUACAUGAUAAUUGGAAUCUAAUGGAAUACGCUGAUUUGAGUAUCUCUUCACCAGAUAAUUAUCAGAAAGGUAUUAGAUCGAGGAAAGAAAGUUGUACCACAUCUUUUCCUAUUGUGUUAUUCGAUAGUAGCGUAUUGGAAUUUAACGUAUAUCUUGAUGUUGCUGAAGAAAGUGGAUUAAAAAUUAAUGUUUUUGAUGAUAAUGGUAAAUCAGAAGUAUCUUAUUGGUAUAAUAAAAGCAAUAACAAUUACAAACGUGGAUGGAGUACAAUUUCUAUUGCCAUAAAUACAAAUUUAACAGGAUAUAUUAAUCUUAUUGGCUACAGCCAGGACCAUGAAAUUGUGAUUGUGGAUUCUUUCCAAUACAUUACAAAGCCUAAUGUAAAUAGCCGAAUAAAAGACGAUAUUUUAAGUGAUAAGAUUUAUGAAACAGAUGGUUUACUGGAAAAUAUCCAUGAAGAAAUAGAUUUGUUAUUUGAUCAUGAAGGCAGUGGUGAUGAAGGUUCUGGUGAAGAAUACGAUUUACAUCUAGGAGAAUUUGAAGAUGAUGAUCUUGAUGAAAAGGGCGUAACUAAAAUAGAAGAAUGA